Molecule: messenger RNA, 1507 nt
Organism: Exophiala xenobiotica
Lineage: Eukaryota; Fungi; Ascomycota; Eurotiomycetes; Chaetothyriales; Herpotrichiellaceae
Exons: 3
Coding region: 172-1332 (386 amino acids)
Biological process (GO): cytoskeleton-dependent cytokinesis
Cellular component (GO): septin complex; cytosol; septin ring
Molecular function (GO): molecular adaptor activity; GTP binding; GTPase activity
Source: RefSeq, a predicted model, not a curated record
GUUUUUUGUAGGGAAAGUGCAACGACCCCUAAUUCAUCACCGCAUCUUUCCUCUUGUGACUGCGUUUGACAACUCAUCGCGUUCCCUUUCGGCCAUCAUUCUGUCCUGUCAGCCUUCAUUGCCCGACUCUAAACGCACUCGCUCUCAGUAAUCUCGUCUUGAACGUUCAACAUGGCUCCUCCCCCUGCGGAAUCUGCUGCCUCACCGAUUGGCAUCGCCAAUCUCCCCAACCAGCGACACAAGAUUGUCGCAAAGAGGGGUGCAGCCUUUACGAUCAUGGUCGCUGGUGAAUCAGGCCUGGGAAAGACAACCUUCAUCAACACACUCUUCUCAACCACCAUCAAGAAUUAUCAAGAUCACAAGAGACGCCAUGCUAAGCAGGUCGACAAGACGGUGGAAAUUGAGAUCACAAAGGCUGAAUUGGAAGAGAAGUUCUUCAAAGUCCGCUUGACUGUUAUUGACACACCGGGCUUCGGCGACUAUGUCAACAACCGAGACUCCUGGAUGCCCAUCAUCGAGUUCCUUGACGACCAGCACGAGUCAUACAUGUUGCAGGAGCAGCAACCAAAACGACAGGACAAGAUCGAUCUCCGAGUCCAUACCUGCCUCUACUUCAUUCGUCCUACGGGGCACACUUUGAAGCCACUGGACAUCGAAGUCAUGAAGCGCCUCUGCACGCGUGUCAACUUGAUUCCAGUCAUUGCCAAGGCCGACACGCUCUCUCCUGCCGACCUUGCACGUUUCAAGCACCGUGUCCGAGCCGUCAUUGAGGCACAAGGCAUCAAGAUCUAUCAACCACCCAUUGAAGAUGAUGAUGAGGCUGCUGCUCAGCAUGCGCGCGCAUUGAUGGCCGCUAUGCCUUUCGCCGUCAUUGGAAGCGAGAAAGAUGUUAAGACCACUGAUGGACGCAUUGUAAAGGGACGACAAUAUGCCUGGGGUGUCGCAGAAGUCGAGAACGAAGAGCACUGUGAUUUCAAGAAACUCCGCUCCAUCCUUAUCCGAACCCACAUGCUCGACCUCAUCCACACUACCGAAGAGAACCACUACGAAGCAUACCGCGCCCAGCAAAUGGAGACGAGGAAAUUCGGUGAAGCCAGACCCAGAAAAUUGGACAAUCCCAAAUUCAAGGAGGAAGAAGAGGCCCUGCGAAAGAGAUUCACUGAGCAAGUCAAGGUCGAAGAACAGAGAUUCAGAGCUUGGGAGCAGAAAUUGAUUGCAGAGAGAGAUCGCUUGAACAAGGAUUUGGAGUCGACUCACGCUGCUAUCAAGCAAUUGGAGCAAGAACUGGAGCAGAUGCAAGGCAGUGCGGUUCGAAGCCACGGUCGUCGCUAGAUUUCGUGCAAUGGUUUUGCUUCUCAAAAAGUCCCUGGUGGUGUAUGGCUGCUAUGGACUCUGGUAGUCCUGUCCAAUGCAGGCUAGGAUGGUGUACUGGAGCUUCGAGCGAGCGAUUUGUGGUUAGCAUGGCUACGAAAUACCUUUCUAAUGUCAGACUUGUUUCUUCCCGAUA